Molecule: messenger RNA, 510 nt
Organism: Closterium sp. Yama58-4
Lineage: Eukaryota; Viridiplantae; Streptophyta; Zygnematophyceae; Desmidiales; Closteriaceae
Source: the annotation of a GenBank genome assembly
AUGGAGCGCUACGGGCUUCGCUCCGGCGUUUCUCGCCUCGGCCUCUCCGCCCUCGUCGCGGGUCUCGUUGCCAUCAGCUUCCUCGCGACCCACGCCAACGCUGCUUUUGCUGCAAACGCGUGCGCGCGCGUCAAAUGCGGGUCCAAGGCCUCCUGCACUUUCAAUCGUGAUGGCACUCCCUACUGCUUGUGCAACGAUGGUACUCUUAACUUCAACGAAACAGACAAGACGUGCUACAACGCGUGUGCCAAGAAGAAGUGCGGGCCAGAAGCUGUUUGCAAGCACAUGGCUCCCAUUCCCAACAGCCCUGCCGAGUGCAUCUGCCCCAACGGUAAAAUCUACAACGACAAGGACAAGAAAUGCUACGCCACGUGUCACAAGGAUUGCGGGGCUGCUCACUGCGUUGUGAAGAAUGGCAAGCAGCAGUGCCAGUGCCCCGAGGGCCUCGUGUUCAACCCAGCCAAAAAGACCUGCCGCGCUGCUGCUCGUCGGGCAGGUGGACAAGUGUAA